Sus scrofa (pig) is the source of this 6625-nucleotide messenger RNA. The record is from RefSeq and is a predicted model, not a curated record. NCBI's taxonomy places the organism in Eukaryota, Metazoa, Chordata, Mammalia, Artiodactyla, Suidae.
AGUAGGGCGAGUGGGAGUCGGAGUGUUGGGACUCGAGACCCUGGCUGGAAGGGGAUCGGGCGAAGCUAACUGCCGCGGGGCGGGCGCCGAGGUGCUUUGGGAGGGUCCCAACCGCCGGGAGCCCGGCUGUUUUAAGGGCGGAGCGGCCCGCCCCUCACAGACGCGGGGGCGGUGAGACAGGUGUGUUGCUCGCAGCUCCGCCCUUCUGUUCCUAGACUCCAAGGCUUCUGGUCUGCGAUCCCGCUCCAGCUGCCGCGCUUAGAGCAGAGCAAGACUGUCUCCCCUUUUUUCAAGGGGAUGGCGGUUACCUCCGGCGGGAGCUGCGGCGGGAUUCUCUUCAGGCGCUCAGCUCUCAGGGGGUUGGCUGGAGGUGGGAGGAGGGUGCUGAGGCUACACUGAAGUUGCGGAGCCAGACUUAGGAUAUUCUAUCUAGAGCCCAGCCUGGAAGCUCAGCGAGACCUGCAAGGCAUCAACAUGCUUUCCACCCCAGACACCUGCUGUAUUGAGGAUUUUAAAGUUGGAAAUCUGCUUGGUAAAGGAUCAUUUGCUGGUGUCUACAGAGCUGAGUCCAUUCACACUGGUUUGGAAGUUGCAAUCAAAAUGAUAGAUAAGAAAGCCAUGUACAAAGCUGGAAUGGUACAGAGAGUCCAAAAUGAGGUGAAAAUUCAUUGCCAAUUGAAACAUCCUUCUAUCUUGGAGCUGUAUAACUACUUUGAAGAUAGCAAUUACGUGUACCUAGUAUUAGAAAUGUGCCAUAAUGGAGAAAUGAAUAGGUAUCUAAAAAACAGAAGAAAACCAUUCUCAGAAAAUGAAGCUCGACACUUCAUGCACCAGAUCAUCACAGGAAUGUUGUAUCUCCAUUCUCAUGGUAUAUUACACCGGGACCUCACACUUUCUAACCUCUUACUUACACGUAAUAUGAACAUCAAGAUUGCCGAUUUUGGGCUAGCAACUCAGUUGAAGAUGCCACAUGAAAAGCACUAUACUUUAUGUGGAACUCCUAAUUAUAUUUCUCCUGAAAUUGCAACUCGAAGUGCACAUGGACUUGAAUCUGAUAUUUGGUCCUUGGGAUGUAUGUUUUAUACAUUACUUAUUGGGAGACCACCUUUUGACACUGACACAGUGAAGAACACAUUAAAUAAAGUCGUACUGGCAGAUUAUGAAAUGCCAACUUUUUUGUCAAGAGAGGCCAAGGACCUUAUUCACCAGUUACUUCGUAGAAAUCCAGCAGAUCGUUUAAGUCUAUCUUCAGUAUUAGACCAUCCUUUUAUGUCCCGAAACUCUUCAACAAAAAAUAAAGAUUUGGGAACUGUAGAAGACUCAAUAGAUAGUGGACAUGCCACAAUUUCUACUGCAAUUACGGCUUCUUCCAGUACCAGUAUUUGUGGUAGUUUAUUUGAUAGAAGAAAACUUUUGAUUGAUCAGCCACUCCCAAAUAAAGUGACUAUAUUUCCAAAGAAUAAAAAUUCAAGUGAUUUUACUUCUUCAGGAGACAGAAGCAGCUUUUAUACUCAGUGGGGAAAUCAAGAGCAAGAAACUAGUAAUAGUGGAAGGGGAAGGAUAAUCCAAGAGGCAGAAGAAAGACCACAUUCUCGAUACCUUCGUAGAGCCCAUUCCUCUGAUAGAUCUGGCACUUCUAACCAAUCUCGAGCAAAAACAUAUACAAUGGAACGAUGUCACUCAGCAGAAAUGCUUUCAAAAUCCAAAAGAUCAGGAGUAGAUGAAAAUGAAGAAGGAUACUCACCCACAAACAGCAAUGCUAAUAUUUUUAACGUCUUUAAAGAAAAGACAUCCAGUGGUUCUGGAUCUUUUGAAGGACCUGAUAACAAUCAAGCACUCUCCAAUCAUCUUUGUCCAGGAAAAACUCCUUUCCCAUUUCCAGACCAGACAGCUCAGACUGAAAUGGUGCAACAGUGGUUUGGUAAUCUGCAAAUACAUGAUCCUUUUUCCGAACAAAGCAAGACCAGGGGUACGGAGCCACCAUUGGGUUAUCAGAAACGUACAUUACGAAGCAUUACAUCUCCCUUGACUGCCUACAGGUUAAAACCAAUCAGACAGAAAACCAAAAAGGCUGUGGUGAGCAUACUUGAUUCAGAGGAGGUAUGUGUGGAGCUUCUAAAAGAGUUUGCAUCUCAAGAAUAUGUGAAAGAAGUUCUUCAAAUAUCUAGUGAUGGAAGUAUGAUUACUAUUUAUUAUCCAAAUGAUGGAAGAGGUUUUCCUCUUGCUGAUAGACCACCCUCACCUACUGACAACAUCAGUAGGUACAGAUUUGACAAUUUACCAGAAAAGUACUGGCGAAAGUAUCAAUAUGCUUCCAGAUUUGUACAGCUUGUAAGAUCUAAAUCUCCCAAAAUCACUUAUUUUACAAGAUAUGCUAAGUGUGUUUUAAUGGAGAAUUCUCCUGGUGCUGAUUUUGAAGUUUGGUUUUAUGAUGGGGCAAAGAUACACAAAACAGAAGAUUUAAUUCAGGUAAUUGAAAAGACUGGGAAAUCUUAUAACUUAAAAGGUGAAAGUGAAGUUAAUAGCUUGAAAGAGGAAAUAAAAAUGUAUAUGGACCAUGCCAAUGAGGGCCACCGUAUUUGUUUAGCACUGGAAUCCAUAAUUUCAGAAGAGGAAAAGAAAAGUGGAAGUGCUCCCUUUUUCCCAAUAAUCAUUGGAAGAAAACCUAGUAGUACUAGUUCACCCAAGGCCUUAUCACCUCUUUCUCCUGUGGAUCCAGACUACCCCAUGACAGAUACACCAUCUCUGAAUAGAAUGAUCAUAAAUAGUGCUGCUUCUCCGAAACAGGCACCAAUACCUAAUCCUUCUAUGGUUACAAAUGAAGGAUUUAGCCUCACAGGUGCAGCUUCUGGAACAAACAUCCCUUCCAAUAGUCCAAAAGAUUGUCUCCCUAAAUCAGCACAACUUUUGAAGUCCGUUUUUGUGAAAAAUGUUGGUUGGGCUACACAGUUAACUAGUGGAGCUGUGUGGGUUCAGUUUAAUGAUGGGUCCCAGCUGGUCGUGCAAGCCGGAGUUUCUUCUAUUAGUUACACAUCACCAAAUGGUCAGACAACUAGGUAUGGAGAAAAUGAAAAACUACCAGAAUACAUCAAACAGAAAUUACAUUGUCUUUCUUCCAUCCUUUUGAUGUUUUCUAAUCCAACUCCUAGUUUUCAUUGAUUAAAGCUCCUGUUAGAUAUAUAAGUUUAAUAAAUAACAUUUUUGUUGGCUUUCAAGUAAAGUGACUUUUUUAUUUUAAAAAACUUCUUUGGAAAGCCUUUCUAUAAAAGAGAAUUUUUGACCAAUACCAUAAUGGAUGUAUUUAAUGAGAGAACAAAACAGAAUGAAACUCAAGUCACUUAAAAAAUGUAGCAGUUGUAGAUUAAAAUAGGACACAUAACUUUGCUCUUAGAAAUAUAUAUCCUCAAAAUACUGUGUUCAUGUAUUUGUAUUGAAUAAUCUUUUAAAGCAAAAAUAUAAAUGGUAUGUAGUAUAUUUCUGCUUUGACUGUUUUCCUUACUUAGACAUGUUAAGAAUCAUGGACAAAACAUGCUGGAGUUUUUGAAUAUUGAACAUGUAAAUAAUGUAUAUUUAUGUUAUAAGUAACAUAUGUAAACAUGUAUAUUUGUUUUAUAUUUAUUUUUGUAGCACUAAUUUCUGAUGAAACAUUUCUGCAAAUGAAUUUUAUAAAAAAAUAAAUGUUACUUUAUCUUUUGAUUAUUUAAUACUUAAUUUUUUAAAAGUUACUUAUAAACUCAGUUUUAAAUUUUGUUGCCUGUUUAAGAGGAGCCAAUUAAAUUUUAAAAAUUUUGAAAAUGGUAAAUACAUUUUCUCUACUUUUAUCUGAAAAUAUCUGUAUAUUUUAAUGAUAAACAUUUUAACACUGAAGAUCUUAAACUUAAUUCAGACCCGUAAAUAUGAGGACAAAGAAUAUUUGAUAGCAAGACAACCAUUCUUAAAGAAAUAUGGUAGAAUAGGUAUAGAAUGAAACUACUUAAAUAUGAUAAAGACUGUUAAAACUGCCUCAAUGACAGAUGAUUUGUAUAAUCAAAUGUUGGAGUCAAUUCCAUUAUAUAGGAAUAUCCAAAGUCACAAUUAUUCAACAUUGUGUUGGAGGUUUUUGUCUAAGGCAAUAAGAAGAAAAAUAAUUUUUAAAAUGAAUUGCAGUUAAUAAGACAACCCAGUAGAAAAAUGAAAAAAUAGGAACACAUCAUUUGGAAAGGAGAAAAUCCAUAUAAUGUAUAAAAAGAAAAUAUGCUCAGCCUCAUUUAUAGUUGGAGAAAUGCAAAGUUAAAACAAAAAUCAUUUCCCAGAGUUCUGUCAUGGCUCAGUGGUUAAUGAAUCUGACUAGGAACCAUGAGGUUGUGGUUGGACCCCCAGCCUGGGAACCUGCAACCUCAUGGUUCCUAAUCGGAUUCGUUAACCACUGAGCCGCGAUGAAACUCCAGGAAAUGAUUUAACCCUUCUCUGAGAAAUAAAAAUAUGAUUAGAAAUAAAAUUUCCUCCUUAAAAAUGGAAAUUAUUAAAAGAAUUCCUAACUAAAUUUUGAAGGCUAAAGACUCAAAUACAUUUUGCUUUGACAAAAUUUAGGUGUAUUUUUUUCGUCUUUCAGUCUUAAUGUGUCAUUAUGUUCCAGGUAUUUCUCUUAUACAUACCAUAUAGCUGAAUUUUUAAAGUCCAGUGUAAUAACCUCUGUAAUCUACUUUGUUUACAUUAUCAUUUAUGACUAUUUGUCAUUACAGUUCAGUUGCACUUAUGACUCAACUUAUUCUGUGCCUUCUACUUACCAUUCUUAUUUACUUUUUUUCCCAUUCUUUCCCAAACUUUCUUUCCAGGUGAGUUUCUUUUCCAUAUGCUUAUCUGAGUUUCCUUUUGGCAGAUUUUUCUUUUUAUUUUUUUUAGGGCCACAUCUGCGGCAUAUGGAAGUUCCCAGGUGAGGGGGCAGAUCAGAGCUACAUACAGCUGCUGGCCUAUGCCACAGCAACUCAGGGUGCGAGCCAAGUCUGUGACCUCUACCACAGCUCACAGCAACACUGGAUCCUUGACCCACUGAGCAAGGCCAGGGAUCAAUCCCCAAUCCUCAUGCAUGCUCAUCAGGUUCGUUUCCACUGCGCCAAACGGGAACUCCCCAGAUUUUUCUGUAAUUAUAGUUUUUAGAAUUUGCUCCAUUUCAAUGCUUUGGUUCUUUUCUUCAAGGAUUCUACUAUAUGUAUAUUAAAUCAUCUAUGCCUAAUUUUAUAUCUCUUUAUUUCUGUUACUUUAUUUUUUAAGGGCCACACCUGUGGCAUAUGGAAGUUCCCAGGCUAGAGGGAACUAGCCUCUAAAUCAGAGCUGCAGCUGCUGGCCUACACCACAGCCACAGCAAUGCCAGAUUAAAGCUGCAUCUGGGACCUAUGCUGCAGCCUGCCUCAAUGACAGAUCCUUAAACUACUGAGUGAAGCCAAGGAUUGAAUCUGCAUCCUUAUAGAUACUUGUCAGAUUCUUAACCUGCUGAGCCACAACGGGAAAUCCUCUGUUAUUUUACUUUUCCUCCAUCUUUGACUUCUCUCAUGAAGUUAUCUAUGACAUCUUAUUUACUCUUGUGUAUCUGUUCUUCAUGUCUGAAAUUAUUUUAAGUUUCUUAUUCUUUCCUGAGCUCUGCCAGCAAUGUUUUCCUAUCUUCCUAUUAUCUUAUUUCUCCACUUCAUUGAGAAACUUUCCCACUUCUCAGUUUCUCAAAUUACAAUAUGUCAUUUUUUCAACUUUAUCUGUUUUAUAGGCAUAUCUAUCUGGCAUACCUUUGUUUUCUAUAACAUUAUUUAAUGCAACUGCACUCUUUUCUGUUCUUCCUCAGUAUUUAUUCCAGUAAAUGGCACCUACCUACAUCAUUAGCUAUUCAUGUAAGAAUCAUGAAAAUCAUUCUUAAUACUUACUUAACCUCAUUUAACACUUAUUUACCUCAUUUAACUACCAACUAAUCCUGCCAACUCUACCUCUAAAAUGUAUUUCAUAUGCUCUUAGUUCCCAUUUCCACUGUCAAUUCCCUGAUCAAAGUGACCAGCAUCACUCAUCUGAACCACUGCAAUAACCUCCUGCUUGGCUCCAAACACCUCCUCUUGCCACCUCUAUUAGAGUUUUUAGUUGCAAACAUCAGGAUCUAACCUAGUUGGUUUAUACAGAAAAUAAAUAUAUUACAGGUUAUUAGCUCAUAGACUCUCUAGAAGGGAUAGAGAUUGAGGCACUGGAGCUAGGAACAAUGGCUCAAUCACAGUGCAGGAGUUGUACCAGAAAAAAACAUCCUACCAGGGAGUUCCUGUUUUGGCACAACAGAAACGAAUCUGACUCUUAUGCAUGAGGAUACAGGUUCAGUCGCUGGCCUCACCUGGUCAGGGAUCCAGCAGUGCCAUGAGCUGUGGUGUAGGCUGGCAGCUGUAGCUCCAAUUAGACCCCCAGCCUGGGAAAUUCCAUAUGCCAUGGGUGUGGCUCUAAAAAGCAAAAAACAAACAAAAAACACCCUACCAGCGUUAUUCAGCACAGAUUCCUCAGCCAUGCUGAUAAAGCUAGGGACUGAGUUCCAGGAGCCCUGACACUGCUUUCUCCAAAAUGUAGCCACAGACCUUGCUCCCCAACAAAUGUCAAUUUUCUGAUGUUACUCACGUCCUCUUUU